Messenger RNA from Manihot esculenta (cassava), 2747 nucleotides. Its product is annotated as ubiquitin C-terminal hydrolase 22. Gene Ontology annotation, molecular function: cysteine-type deubiquitinase activity; zinc ion binding. Lineage: Eukaryota; Viridiplantae; Streptophyta; Magnoliopsida; Malpighiales; Euphorbiaceae. Gene Ontology annotation, biological process: protein deubiquitination. The transcript is spliced from 3 exons. Bases 606 to 2261 code for a protein of 551 amino acids. The record is from RefSeq and is a predicted model, not a curated record.
UACAAGUCUAAAGGGGCACUUAUAGUGUCAUCGGCGUGGUGAUUCUGAGAAGCUUCUGACAUCGUCCAUACUUUUCUAACCAUUUGGGCUUAAUAGUAAACUAAGAUUCAAUGAGACAGUCCUCACAUAUGCUACUGCUUCAUUAACCCUGACCAUCCAUCUCAUCUGAGCAGCCAUCGGAAAACAGUGAUUGCUCAUAUCACGAUUGAACUGAUCAACGAAUUUAACGGUCAGGAUUUUUGUGGUAAAAUUUCUCUAUUGUUUGUGUGGAAGCCAAGAGACAAGAGUCGGUCUAUUCGUCCAAAAGGGAAAAGCACCUUCUUCUUCUUCUCUUUUAUUGCAAGUCCUUCCAGACUAAGGCCUUUGCUUUUUCCACCUUCUCUCCUUUUCUCAUCAAUUCAACAAACACAAUCAAAAUUUAAUCCAACUCAUUUCGCUACAAUUCCAAUCUGAGAUCCUUUGCUUAGUUUCUCUUCUUACUUCCGUUGAAAGAUAGAAUCUUUAUUUUUCCAUCAAAACUUCACGAUUAGUUCUUGUUCUUGUUAAUAUUGCCAAUUUGUUCGAUUACUGACAAAUCGAUAACUCCCUUUCAAUUUCUUAUCAAUAUGGCCACAAAUAAUCCCUUAUACACAAACCCAAAUCUAUGCAAGCAUCUUGCCGAAUACAAGCUCAGACAUACCUUGACUGGCUAUACUUCCUUCAAAAAUUGCCUUAAAACUACUGGAAAUGGAAGAACCAGCAUUUGUAGGAGUGAAACGAAGAUACCCAGAUGCUGUUCUUGUAAUGGGUAUCAAGGUAGAUUCUUUAUGUGUUUGGUUUGCUCGUCAAUCUCAUGUUCAAGCCACGCCCUUUUACAUGCUCAAUCAGAGACUGGUCAUGAUGUAGCUGUUGACAUUGAAAGAUCGGAGCUUUAUUGUUGUUUGUGCAGUGAUCAGGUCUAUGAUCCUGAUUUUGAUAAAGUUGUCGUGUCCAAGCACAUGAUGGACAUGCCAAAUAAUACUCAUGUUGAUGAUGGCAUAAGGAGAUCAAGCAAGAGGAGGAAAUUGAAUUCAUUGAUGGAUUUGGAUUUAAAAAAGUGUAAACAGUUGUUUUUGAUGAGGGAUCGAAGGGAAAAAUCGUGUUACCCGUUGGGAUUGAGAGGAUUGAACAAUUUGGGCAAUACUUGCUUCAUGAAUUCUGUGUUGCAAGUAUUGCUUUAUGCACCCCCUUUCAGGAACUACUUCUUGAGUGGCAGGCAUGACCGUGAAACUUGUAAGAAAAGAUCAUCAGAUCGGUUAUGUUUGGCUUGCAAUAUUGAUGUUAUUUUCUCGGCUGUGUAUUCUGGGGAUCGAACACCUUACAGCCCAGCUCAGUUUCUUUACAGUUGGUGGCAGCAUUCAGCAAAUCUAGCUAGUUACGAACAGCAAGAUGCUCAUGAAUUCUUCAUUUCAGUGUUAGAUGGUAUCCAUGAGAGAGAAGGAAAUGGAAGAACCCCAACUAAAGAUAAUGGAGAUUGUCAGUGUAUUGCUCAUAGGGUUUUCUCAGGGAUGUUGAGAUCAGAUGUUAUUUGCAUGACUUGUGGGUUUACUUCGACCACUUACGACCCUUGUCUUGACAUUUCACUCAACAUGAAUACAAGUAAUUUAUCUUCAGUAGAUGGGGCUAACAAGUCUGUCAGACCUAAUGAGAGUUCAAGCAGAUGUACUCUUUCUGCUUGUUUGGAUUUGUUUACAAGGCCAGAAAAGUUGGGGUCAGACCAGAAACUUUACUGUCAAAAUUGUAAAGAAAAACGGGACUCUUUUAAGCAAAUGUCCAUUAGAAGGCUCCCAUUGGUGCUGUCUUUGCAUAUCAAACGAUUUGAGCACUCUGCACUCAGAAAGAUGUCGAAAAAAAUUGAUUGGCAUUUGCAGUUUCCGUUCUCCUUAGAUAUGACGUCUUAUUUGUCAUCCUCAAUUGUGAGAAACAGAUUUGGGAAUAGAAUUUUUACCUUUGAAAGCAAUGAAGCAGAUACCUCUGCAGAAUUUGAGAUUUUUGCUGUGAUCACUCAUUCAGGGAUGCUGGAAUCAGGACACUAUGUCACUUAUCUUCGCCUCAGAAACCAGUGGUAUAAAUGUGAUGAUGCAUGGAUUACUGAGGUUGAUGAAGCAGUUGUGAGAGCUUCACAGUGUUAUAUGAUAUUCUAUGUGCAGAAAAUGCUUUACCACAAAGCAAAUGAGGAUUGGAGCUGCACACCAAUGUCCCCUCUAAGUGAUCCUUUUUGUCCGAUAGCAGGUUGUUGCUAGAUGGGAGUUUUUCAACUGUGAUUGGCAGAAUCAUGAAUCACUGCUAAUUACUUUCAAGUUCAGCUGCAUACAUACUGAGACAAGAAACAGAAGUUUCCGACAAUGGAGCGUGCUUUCGAGAUCGAAUAACUCUCUCAGCCAAGAAGAACUCACAGUUUGACUGAUAUAAUCGAGGUUGAGUCAUGGAAGAAAUGAGAUUGCUGCAAGCUGAGUUGUGGAUUCAUGAAGAUUAUCCAUUAAAAAGAGAUGAGAUGCCAAGUUCAGUUAUCUCCAAAUAAUAUCUUAAUGGGCAGAUGAGAAUCAGGUUUGAGAGAUAUUGACAAAGAAGAGGCUAACUCUCUAAAUGAGUUUGUUGUAGCUCUGAUUUUGCAUGACCUUUUGUUGUUUUUGCUGGGAAUUCUUUGAGUGCAGGUCAGUCAUGACUCGUGUACCUUGUUAAUCUUUAUUCAUUCAAAACUAAUGGAUGAUCCACACUAAUUAGCUCCA